CGUUGUGUCAGGACUUUGUCCAUCAUUGGGCAACCUUCGUGGUUGGACAUGGCAGCUCUCAGCGUGCCAAUUGAAGCCCAGAGCAUCAGUAUUCGAGGCUCACAGUUGUUCUUGUGGUCGUCCGAAGGGCUGCCGCCUGUGUGUCACUCAUUGUGGCAUCGGCCUCGGCUCUUGUGAAACACAGAUCCGAGCGACUGCGAACCUUCAGCAACUGAGCAUUACCGACCAUGCCGAUGAUAAUCUAUCGCUCACGUUGGACAUGGCCAGCCUGGAUACUUAAAAUCUUCUUGGUGAGCAAAAUUUAUUCCAAGAUUCAGCAAUCGUCAAAUUUGACUGCUUGGCAUAACCCUAAAGCCAACAAUCGCCGUACUCUUAGUGCCCGCAAUUUAGGCUUCAUCAUUGGUAACAAGAUGUCUACCAAAGCGACAAGCCUUUCAGCAGAAGAAAUCCUUCGCCAUCCUGCAUACAAAACGACGCAAUGGGAUCUCAAACCCAGGCUAUCGGGCUUCGCGACAGUCGCCGAAUCCCGUCCCGGAGGGCCAUUCCCUAUGUGGUAUGAGGUUCACGGCCGAGGACCAAAGAAAAUCGUCUGGAUCAUGGGCCUCGGUGGUAGCCGGAACCUGUGGAAGCGUCAGAAUCGACACUUUGGGCAUCUGCGUGGCGAGGAGUACAGCUCCCUUGUCUUUGAUAAUCGCGGGGUGAGCAAGUCGGCCAAGCCAAAUUGCAGGUACAGUACCUUGGACAUGGCAAAGGACCUCGUCGAACUGCUGAGGCACAUUGGCUGGCUCGAUACCGAUUCUCAGUACUACCCACGAGACUUGAACAUUGCAGGAAUCAGCUUAGGCGGCAUGAUUGCGCAAGAGCUUGCCCUCCUGAUACCUCAACGACUGCAAUCGCUGAUCCUCAUCUCUACGGCUCCCCGCCUGAUUCGAACCGUUCAUACGUUCGAGCAUAUGAAGCAACGAGUCGUCAUGUUUCUUCCCACAGCAGUUGACGUAGAGCUCAAGAAUAAGGCCAGUAGGCUAUUCACCAGGAGUUAUCUCAAUGCGCCAGACACCGGAUCCCUGGACCCAGAAAAAACAUUUCCCACCAACCUUGACCGCUUUGUGGCAGAGGAACUCGCAGAACGUUGCGAAGAUACCGACUUUUCUCGGAGGAAAGGCGUCGUGCUACAGGCUAUUGCCGCUGGAUGGCACCACAAGAGCGACGCAGAUCUCGCAAGAAUGGGGGACGAAGUAGGCAGAACCCGAAUCUUGGUGAUGCACGGGACUUUUGACGAAACCAUUACAUUUCCGCAUUUUGGGCUAAUCAAGGCUGCCUUGGGCGACGGGCCGGAGUACAUUGCUUGGAAAGACUGUGGCCAUGUGCCGCUGUGGGAAAGAGAGGAGGAAUUUAACGAGACCGUAAGACUGUUCAUUGACAAGACAAUUCCAGUUUCGGCCAGUCUCUAGAUCUUCUAGCUCAAGCUUUUCAUAUUUCAUAGCAAU
Messenger RNA from Colletotrichum acutatum, 1487 nucleotides. RefSeq names its product glycylpeptide N-tetradecanoyltransferase. The transcript has a single exon. The record is from RefSeq and is a predicted model, not a curated record. Lineage: Eukaryota; Fungi; Ascomycota; Sordariomycetes; Glomerellales; Glomerellaceae. The coding region runs from base 228 to 1451 and encodes 407 amino acids.